AUGAGAAAUAAAGCCAGUCGCAAUGAUAAUGGAGGUGAACAUGUAGAACUAGAUUGUGUAUCAACAAUUUUUAAUCAUCCUAGUCGCUUUAGUGGAAGAUCUUCAUGUCGAUACUUAAAUAAGAAAGAAUUAGAAGAUGCACAUUUGCAUGUGUUACAUAAUUGUGAAGAAGUUCAACCAUUAAUCAA
Sphenostylis stenocarpa is the source of this 188-nucleotide messenger RNA. Lineage: Eukaryota; Viridiplantae; Streptophyta; Magnoliopsida; Fabales; Fabaceae. The record is from the annotation of a GenBank genome assembly.